Messenger RNA from Cyprinodon variegatus (sheepshead minnow), 3069 nucleotides. Its product is annotated as steroid hormone receptor ERR2-like. Gene Ontology annotation, cellular component: nucleus. The transcript has 7 exons. Gene Ontology annotation, biological process: regulation of DNA-templated transcription. The record is from RefSeq and is a predicted model, not a curated record. Bases 433 to 1803 code for a protein of 456 amino acids. Gene Ontology annotation, molecular function: nuclear steroid receptor activity; zinc ion binding; DNA-binding transcription factor activity. NCBI's taxonomy places the organism in Eukaryota, Metazoa, Chordata, Actinopteri, Cyprinodontiformes, Cyprinodontidae.
UCAGCCAGAGAGCAGGCUUUCUCCUCUCUCUGUUGCUGCUCUCCAUCGUUCUGCCUCUUUAUCUUCUCAUUCUCAGUGUCCCUCCAUCCUUCUUGUCACCUUUAAUUCUUGAACUCUCUUCUUUCUUUGCACUUCCUUUUCCCAUUUUUCUUCUUUUUUUCCUCAUCCUUAACAAUCCUAAGUGUUCAACACUUUUUCAGAUUGGAGUUUUUUUGACCCAAGGAAAAGGUUUUAUUUCUUUUUAUAUAUUACUGUUAAGAGUGUUGAAAGAAAGAAGGAGUGAAAUACGCAACAAAGGAAGAAUUAAGAAUUAAUUUGUGAAGAUAUGAUGAGCUGAUCUUCUCUUCUACAUUUGCUCCAGCUAUUCUUCCUGUUCUUCAUCUAUUUUUUGUUGUUUUUUCCUGCAACAAUUGGAAUGCUUAAUGUGGACUGAUGGAUGUUUCUGAACUGUGCAUCCCAGACCCCCUCUGCUACCACAACCAGUUGCUGACCAGAAUGCCCACUGACGACCGACACCUACCCUCCAGCUGCGGUUCUUACGUCAAAACUGAGCCUUCCAGUCCAUCCUCCUCCCUUGUAGACACCGGCAGUCAUCACAGUCCCAGCGGAAACUCAGACGCCAGUGGCGGCUACAUUAACGGCACCGGUGGACGCUCCCAUGCCCUAGACUCACCUCCCAUGUUCAACCCCAGCAUGCUCAGUGGAGGCAGUGCAUGCCUACGUCGUUAUGAGGAGUGCUCCGGCAGCAUGGCUGAUGACUCGCCAAUUAAGUGCGAGUACAUGCUCAAUGCCAUUCCCAAGAGGCUGUGUCUGGUGUGCGGUGACAUUGCCUCAGGCUAUCACUAUGGGGUCGCCUCUUGUGAGGCCUGCAAAGCCUUUUUCAAAAGGACGAUACAAGGAAACAUUGAAUACAGCUGUCCAGCUACCAAUGAGUGUGAAAUCACCAAGAGGAGACGGAAGUCCUGCCAGGCUUGCCGUUUCAUGAAAUGUCUUAAAGUUGGCAUGCUGAAGGAAGGUGUGCGUCUGGACCGAGUGAGAGGUGGGAGACAGAAGUAUAAACGUAGGUUAGAUGCAGAGAAUGGAUCCUACCUCGGCCUCACUCUACCUCCCCCAGCAAAAAAGCCCUUGACAAAGAUUGUUUCGCAUUUGCUGGUGGUGGAGCCGGAAAAGAUCUACGCCAUGCCAGAUCCGACCAUGCCUGAUGGUGACAUCAAAGCCCUGACAACCCUGUGUGACCUGGCGGACCGCGAGUUGGUGGUCAUCAUCGGCUGGGCCAAACAUAUCCCAGGUUUUUCCACACUUUCCCUGGCAGACCAAAUGAGUCUGCUCCAGAGCGCCUGGAUGGAGAUCCUGGUGCUGAGCAUUGUGUUUCGCUCACUGCCCUGCGAGGACGAGAUUGUGUAUGCAGAGGACUACGUGGUGGAUGAGGAGCAGGCAAGGAUCUCUGGCCUGUUAGAUCUUCACGUCGCCAUCCUGCCGCUGGUUCGACGCUACAAGAAGCUGCGCAUGGAGAAGGAGGAGUUUGUCACGCUCAAAGCCAUCGCGCUCGCCAACUCAGACUCCAUGCACAUAGAGAGUGUAGAGGCUGUCCAAAGACUCCAAGACUCUCUGCACGAGGCUCUGCAGGAUUACGAGGGAUCCCAGCACCCAGAAGACCCCCGAAGGGCAGGAAAGCUGCUGAUGACCCUGCCUCUGCUCCGUCAGACCGCCACAAAGGCUGUUCAGCACUUCUACAGCAUUAAAAUGCAGGGUAAAGUUCCCAUGCACAAACUAUUCCUUGAGAUGUUGGAGGCCAAGGCCUGACAACUGGAGCAGCUGCAGACUUCAGUCAGAGACAAGAAACACAACAUAAGAAAUAAAGGUGGAGUGCCAAUUAACAGCCAAAGGAUGACGUUGGGCUCUGAAGUCAUUUUAUCUAUUUAAAUAAGAGCAAAAUUUGAAGAAAAAAAAAGACGUGGAAUAAUUUUUAAAAGGAGGUGAUAUGAACUAAACAAAUGUUUGAUGUUGUUUAUGUAUAAAGGGAUGUACAGAAAUCAGAAAACUGAGGUCUUGAUAUAACCAGAGACCCAUUGCUCUAUAUCAACUGAAUCUUCUGUGAAUCUGUUUAUUUUUCUUUUAAUCUCAAAAUGAAAAAGUGAUAAUAUAAAGACGUGUACAGCAACGUAGCCACAUUUUGUGUUCUAGUUUCUUCUGUUUUCUUUUCUCACUUGUUCCAGCAAUAGACUGUAACUGGUCUAGUUAAAAAAUGUACUGUAAGUUUUGUGAAAUUUCACUAAGGGAAGGGGAGAAAUAUUAAAUGCUUCCUAAACUUAUCAUUAAAUGAUCAUCUUCGUGUAAUUACCUCAUAGUUAAUUCAUCGACUAUUGUAAUCAGCUUGGUAUUUGAUCAGCUCUCAUUGGUCACUAAAGGUCUGUCUUAAUUGUUCACUCGUUCAAAAUAAAGUCAGAAAUUUAAUAACAGCUUUCAAUUGACAUUUCACCUCCUUUGUAGUCAAGCAGAAAUGUGUUAGCCGUCAUGCUAAUACCCACAGCUAAUUAUUCUGAAUUUAAAAUUUCUAAUGUUUGGAACAUUUUUAAAUAAUUUUGUAUUCCAAAAAAAUAAAUUCUAAAUGGCCAUUAACCUGAGUUUAAAAUGACCUUUUUCAAAUUUAGGUCUAGGAGCUGACUGUGGCUCAAUAUGGCACAAACCAUGUGUGAUCAUUGUGCAGUGGCUACUACAGUAUCUCUGAGUGGGACGGCAUUUUAUGGGCUUUUAACGUGUUCUGCGCUUGACCAUUUUGUAAAACUUAACUGCUACCAAGAGCAAUACAUUUAUUUGUUAUUAUUUGUUCAGGGCUUAAGCAUAUUGAGCACAUUACAAUGCAAGACCAACUCUACUAUUUACUUUGUCUUAUGAAGCAUUUCUAAAUAAAAAGUUGAUCUUGAUAAAGGGAAAGAGCAUCAAGCUAUGUCAAAACUGCACCUUUAAAUUGACUUUAAAUGUAGAAGCCUGCCUAGAAGCCCAGUAACACAUCUCAUUUACUGUAAGCUCUAUUUUAAAACCUUUCCCCUUCUAAAAAGAAAAAUAAAU